AUGUUAUCCAAAAAAGGUUAUUUAAUUCAUUUUGCUCGUCUAUUCUUUGCUAGUCUCUUAUUUGGUAUCUGUUCAUUAUUCUCGCAUGUUUGGAAUAAAUAUCAACCAUUUAAUCUUGCAUUUCAAUUACAACGAUGUCAAUCAACAAUAUCUAUUAUGAAUAGUCCUCAUAUUAACAUAUGGAAUUGGUUAGAAAAUUUUCAUUUUAUUCAUCUUUUACCAACAUUUUCUUUUUUAACAAAUUCAAUUACACAAAAAUGUCAUUUAUAUAUCAAAGAUGAUUAUCCAAUAAAUAUUAAUAAAUUUCUUUAUUUCAUUCUUUUCAUUUAUUUUGGCUAUCAUUUAAUUCAACUUUUAUUUUUUCAUUAUAAUCUUAAACAAUUAGAAGAAAAACAACAUUUUUAUGCAUGUCUCUAUAGACAAGAUCAAAAACAAAAAAAGAGAAAAUAUCGAUGA
Messenger RNA from Rotaria sp. Silwood2, 456 nucleotides. NCBI's taxonomy places the organism in Eukaryota, Metazoa, Rotifera, Eurotatoria, Philodinida, Philodinidae. The record is from the annotation of a GenBank genome assembly.